AUGAGUUCUUCCGCCUUAAUUGAGCUGUCUUUUUUGAGUGGGAAUAUUCGCGAUUGGUGGCUGAAAGCUGUUUCGUCGUCAUCAUCAUCGUCCACGUCGGCCAAUGUGGACCAUAACCGUGCUCCACCACCGGUGCCCGAAAAAAGUGCUGGUUAUAGGUCGUUAAUAGAUUCCGGAGGCUACAAGUCGAUUUUGCCGGAUGAACCACCCUUCACAGUCGCAUCGCUUUCAAAUUUUGCAGUAACUCGGUCGUUAAUAGAUUCCGGAGGCUACAAGUCGAUUUUGCCGGAUGAGCCACCCUUCACAGUUGCAUCGCUUUCAAAUUUUGCAGUAACUCGAGAGAAUGCUGGAUAUACCGUCACGGUAGUGACCCAUAAGUUCACCAAAGUGAUCUCCUUCCGUUCUCCUGUAACGUUCAACACCAGUAGAAGUAAUGUUUUUGAUGUAUGUGGAAAACCAACAGUGCAAGUGCAUCCGAUGCCAUCGAGCCUGCCACAUAGCGUUAGCAGCAGCAGUAUUCCUUCGAUGCAUCCUGCCUCAUGCACAACAACCAACAAUAACAAUCCGGAUAUUGUUCCGGAGAAAGUGCGCGAGAAGCCAGCUGUACCAAAGAAGCCCGCAAAACUGAUUUUAUCAUCAGCCUCCGUUGAAGCUGCCUCGUUGACACCGCUGAAUCUGAGCACAUCAAGCCUCAAUUUGUUCUCACCAUCCGCCCAAUCUUCGCCCUCCACUAGUAGCAGCUUUCGGUUAUUUUCAAGUCCCUCAUUUGUAUGCCUUCAUAGUGCCCUGAUGGAACCAAGUUUAACGGAUGAAGAAAUUGAACGGCUUGAUGCUAAACGCAAGCAGGUAAGGCUCGAUCUUUGGUUUUGA
Messenger RNA from Gongylonema pulchrum, 870 nucleotides. The record is from the annotation of a GenBank genome assembly. Lineage: Eukaryota; Metazoa; Nematoda; Chromadorea; Rhabditida; Gongylonematidae.